This is a messenger RNA of Morchella sextelata, 1137 nucleotides long. RefSeq lists its product as uncharacterized. The transcript has a single exon. Gene Ontology annotation, cellular component: nucleolus; small-subunit processome. The record is from RefSeq and is a predicted model, not a curated record. Lineage: Eukaryota; Fungi; Ascomycota; Pezizomycetes; Pezizales; Morchellaceae. Gene Ontology annotation, biological process: maturation of SSU-rRNA from tricistronic rRNA transcript (SSU-rRNA, 5.8S rRNA, LSU-rRNA). The coding region runs from base 1 to 1137 and encodes 378 amino acids.
AUGGCCGCCCUUCUAGAAACGCUCACAACAUUGAUAACCUCCAUCAAUUCGGCCUUUACCUCCCUGACAUCUCCCGAAUUCCCUCCAGUUGCCACGCCCGAAAACGGAAUCUCCCUUCUAGAAGUUAAAAAUGAGCUCCUGCUCUCGUACCUACACAACGUCGUUUUCCUCGUGCUCAUCAAGCUCCGCUCCGGCUCCCUAGAUCCUACCAAAAAAAACGGCCAGUUUGGAAGUGAGGUUGUCAAGGAGCUUGUUAAGAUCAGACUCCUUCUCGAGAAGGGUGUCAAGCCACUAGAGGCGAAGCUCAAAUACCAGAUCGACAAAGUUGUCGCCGCGGCCGUCGAUAAGGAGCUUUCAAAGGCUGGGAAUGCAGCAUUAAUGCCCGCCGCCGCCGCUGGCGCAACAGGAGAAGAAUCCGACGAUGGGGUUGAACACGACGACUACGGAGUCUACUCCAAGAAGACUACGGUAGCAGCGGCGCCCGCAUCUACGAUCGCCAACAAGGAGCUCUCGUUCCGCCCGAAUCCGAUGGCGCUGGCAAAGCCAAGUGCGGCGGCGCUUCCGAGUGUUGGCGAGACAGAGGGUAAAGAAGGAAUCUACAAGCCGCCGCGCAUCUCGGCGACAGUCAUGCCCGGUUUUGCAACAGCAGCGAGCGAGAAGAUUGACGGAAAACGCGAGAGAGAGAAUGCAGGCAGGAAUAAGAGCCACAUGCUGGAUGAGUUUAUCGCGGACGAGAUGUCGGCUGCGCCGAUGGCUACACCGUCUAUUGGAUCUACUAUUGUGGCUGGUGGAAGGGUGAUGAAGAGUUCCAGGGAGAGAAGGGAAGAGCAGGAGAGGAGAGAUUACGAGGAAAGCAACUUCGUGAGGUUACCGCAGCUAAGUAAGAAGGAGCUGCGGGAACGGAAGAGGAAGGGCGGGGACAAUGUUGGACAGUUUGGCGGUGAAGACUGGAGAGACUUUGCCGGCGAUUUAAAUAGAUUGACCAAGGGUGCGGGGAAAGGUGGCAAGAGUAGUAGACUGCUGGAGAACAGCAGGAAAAGACAAGGUGAUGAUGAGGGUGGGAGAAAUGGUGGGAAAGAACUGGGCUCCCUCUUUAACUCCAAGAAGAAGAUGAUGGCGAAGAGAAGGAAGACUUAG